Messenger RNA from Myodes glareolus (Bank vole), 2611 nucleotides. It is a transcript of the gene Cnih3, whose product is annotated as cornichon family AMPA receptor auxiliary protein 3. Gene Ontology annotation, biological process: vesicle-mediated transport. The record is from RefSeq and is a predicted model, not a curated record. Lineage: Eukaryota; Metazoa; Chordata; Mammalia; Rodentia; Cricetidae.
GGGUGGGGCGCCUCGAGGGAGGGGUCCCAGCGCCGCAGUCUUCGCGUCGCCCGCGACAGCAGCAGCAGGUGGAGCCCCACUCAGUCGCGAGCAGCACUUGGCCGGAAACCCGAGUCGCGGCCGUCCGGCCGGGAGCUGGCCCGCUAGGCUGGAGCCCACGCCGCCCCGGUCCGACCCAGUUUCCCAGGCACCGGGUUACGGAAGCCGGCGGCCGGGGGACAGCGGUUGGGGCCGGGGCCGGAUGCAUCUCCGUGCGCACAGCUGCGUUGGAAGACCCCAGCCCAGGGUGCAGGACUAACGGGACCUGGCUCGCCUGGACCGCCACCUAAAGACUUGUGUUCGGGGACAGAUCGGCUGUGGGAUUGAGGACCUCGGAGCCCCCGCAUCUGGCCGGACGCUCCCAGAGUCUGGGUGGCGCGCUCGCUUCACGGCUCGAGAACGGACAGAGGCUCUUUCCAGGGGACCGGACCUCCUCGCUUGGUCCUCUAUGGAGUCCUCGCACCCGAUGCCUGUUGGUCUCAAGCACCUCCCUAGUUGACACAGGUCUGCAGGUGUUCUCUACUGGUUAGAUUUCUUCUUUGACUAGGGGAACAGUUGCCGCCAGCGACAUUCUGUGCCCGUGGCCACUCCACGUCCUGGGUCUCCUGUCCUGCCCGUAUCUUGCCGGCUUCACUGAACCUCAACUCUGCCUUUGCUUGUUGUGCGUGCUCCUAGCCUUUGGCUUUACCAGGAGUGUGCAGACGUUUUCCUGGCCCCCAUUUGGGAGGGCACUGGUCUCCAGGGAACGGCUUUGUGUGUGGUGGGAUAGGGGUCCUCAACCAUGGCCUUCACUUUCGCUGCUUUCUGCUACAUGCUGUCCCUGGUGCUCUGCGCUGCGCUCAUCUUCUUCGCUAUCUGGCACAUAAUCGCCUUUGACGAGUUAAGGACGGAUUUUAAGAGUCCCAUAGACCAGUGCAACCCUGUCCAUGCGAGGGAGCGACUGAGGAACAUCGAACGCAUCUGCUUUCUCCUGAGAAAGUUGGUGCUGCCGGAGUAUUCCAUCCACAGCCUCUUCUGCAUCAUGUUCCUGUGUGCUCAGGAGUGGCUCACCCUGGGGCUGAACGUUCCCCUGCUUUUCUAUCACUUCUGGAGGUAUUUCCACUGUCCAGCAGACAGCUCAGAACUAGCCUAUGACCCACCGGUCGUCAUGAACGCAGACACCUUGAGCUACUGCCAGAAGGAGGCCUGGUGUAAGCUAGCCUUCUACCUCCUGUCCUUCUUCUACUACCUGUACUGCAUGAUCUACACCUUAGUAAGCUCCUAACUCAGACCCUGCUGAUGGAGAGGCCGAGGCUGGGAACCACUGUGGCUGUGGCUAGAGAAGGACCAGAUGGGGAUGAUGGAGACACCCAGCUCGGCAGAGACUGAUUGGAAGGAACUGGAGUCACACGGCGGACAGGGCCUUGCUACCCAUGUGUGUCAGUCGUUGCUGUGUGUGUUGCUGCCUUUGCUGUUCACAUUCCACAUGGAUGGCAGUGCCCCUCUGAGCGUUGGGGGUGCCAGCUGGUAGCUGACGAAACCCGCAACCUCUGGAGCUGCAGUUGCUGCUUCUCUUCAUCCACUUCACUGAGCGUUAGUGCCCUAAGUUCACACGGGCUGCCUGUCUGGAUGGCAGGAAUGAGGCUGGAAGCUAGACGCCACCAACGAAGGGACAGAGUGACCCGGGGUCAAGGCCAGGUCUUCAGAAACGAUUGAGACCUUCAUGGAUACUAAGGACACCAAGACUCUUUUGUUCCAGAGCUAUGGCCUCCAGCUUUGCUCAUUGCAAGGCCCAAAUCUGGGGUCUGCCCCAAGCCUGCUGCCAUGUCAUUUUAGGCUCUGUGUAUGUCCAGGAGCCUAAGCAGUGACCUCCUGAGCUGGGUGUGGGGCAGCAUGCUGGCAGCAAGUUAUGUCCAGUGCAAACUGGGGAGGGGAGUGUGAGAAAAAUGGAUUUUUAAAAUGGUUGCAACAUGUCCCAGGUGUGAAUUCUUCACCAGCCCCAAGAUGUAUUCUGCCUCUGCACCAAAAUUCCAUCAGAGUCAUGACAUGCCAAUCAGCUGGCUGGCAUGAGCCAAAGCCAAAAACAAACAAAACAAAAUAAAAAAAAAAAAACAAGAAAAAAACCUCAAAACAGUGUGAAGCCCAGAAACAGAGAGCUGCUCUGUAUGUGGUAUGGACAGCCAGCAAACGAGACAGCAGAAUUAUCACUUCAAUUGAUGCUGCACAGCCUCGUGCUGCUCAGUUCAACGUGGGGACAUCCGCUUAUUUGAAUUUUCCACUUGGCUUUUGCUCCUUUUCGGGUGGGAGUUGUAUGAGGGGGUGUAAAUAGUGACGAGGCUGAGAUUUUUGUGAUGUUUAAAUUAGGCACAAUGAUUUUGACCUGAUUUCCCAAACUUCCUUGCUUUUCUACCGUUACUCACAAAGUCAUGCACAGACACACACAGACACACACACACACACACACACACACACACACACACGCUAUUUACAUAUGCUCCCAUCUGAAUCCUGUGACUCAGGUUUUUGAAUGGUGUUUGUGUAACACAGUGUGUGCUAUGUUUAAAAUGCAGCAACAACGUCAGUGGCUCACCUC